This is a messenger RNA of Abrus precatorius (Indian licorice), 1729 nucleotides long. Its product is annotated as serine carboxypeptidase-like 20. The transcript has 15 exons. Gene Ontology annotation, biological process: proteolysis; secondary metabolic process. The record is from RefSeq and is a predicted model, not a curated record. NCBI's taxonomy places the organism in Eukaryota, Viridiplantae, Streptophyta, Magnoliopsida, Fabales, Fabaceae. The coding region runs from base 59 to 1549 and encodes 496 amino acids. Gene Ontology annotation, molecular function: acyltransferase activity, transferring groups other than amino-acyl groups; serine-type carboxypeptidase activity.
CCUUAGCUCGCUCUCUCUCCUACGCAUUUUUUCUGUAACUACUACUUACCUUUUAAGAAUGGCCAAGACAUGUUGCAGUUUGUGUUUGGUCUUUCUUCACGUUUUCCUUUGCUUUGUGUUAACCAUUUCAGCACCUGAAAGUGCCAUUGUAACACAGGUUCCUGGCUUCAAUGGCACUCUACCUUCAAAGCACUAUGCUGGGUACGUGACAGUGGAUGAAAGUCAUGGACGGAACUUGUUUUACUAUUUUGUUGUGUCAGAGGGAAAGCCUUCUGAGGACCCUGUGGUUCUGUGGCUUAACGGCGGACCUGGGUGCUCUAGCUUUGAUGGAUUCAUAUAUGAGCAUGGUCCUUUUAAUUUUGAAGCAGCAAAGACAAAGGGAGGCCUUCCCACGCUGCAUCUCAAUCCAUACAGCUGGUCAAAGGUUUCCAGUGUCAUAUAUUUGGAUUCUCCAGCUGGUGUGGGGUUUUCAUACUCUGAGAAUAAAACUGAUUACAUAACAGGAGACUUAAAGACUGCCUCUGACACACAUGCCUUUCUGCUUAAGUGGUUUGAACUAUACCCUGAGUUCCUUACCAACCCAUUCUUCAUCGCUGGAGAGUCAUAUGCUGGAGUUUAUGUACCUACUCUUGCUUUUGAAGUAGUGAAAGGAAUUGAUGCUGGCGUCAAGCCCAAACUGAAUUUAAAGGGUUAUAUGGUUGGAAAUGGUGUUACAGAUGAAAUGUUUGAUGGCAAUGCUCUUGUUCCAUUUGUGCAUGGGAUGGGUCUUAUCUCAGAUGAUCUGUUUGAGGAGGUUAACACUGAGUGCAAAGGAAAUUUUUACAAUCCAACAAGUGAUAAUUGUGCUUUCAAGCUUCAAAAAGUUGAUCAGGACAUUGAUGACAUAAACAUAUAUAACAUUCUAGAACCAUGCUAUCAUGGCACAGAGACACAGAAGAUUACAGCAUCCUAUAUUAGAUUGCCAUCUAGCUUCCGGAAGUUAGGUGAGACUGAAAGACCUUUUCCUGUGAGGAAAAGAAUGUUCGGUCGUGCUUGGCCCCUAAGAGCACCUGUUAGACAUGGAAUUGUACCAACUUGGCCGCAGCUGAACAAUCUUAACCAUGCUCCACCAUGCACUGAUGAUGAGAUUGCAGACACAUGGUUGAACAAUGAAGCAGUCAGGAAAGCAAUUCAUACUGCACAGAAAAGUGUUGUCAGUAGCUGGGAACUUUGCACAGACAUAAUUUCCUUUGAUCAUGAUGCUGGGAGCAUGAUCAAGUACCACAAGAACUUAACCUCCAAAGGGUAUCGAGCACUUAUAUUCAGUGGUGAUCACGACAUGUGUGUUCCAUUUACUGGGAGUCAAGCAUGGACAAGAUCAGUGGGCUACAAGAUUGUUGAUGAAUGGAGGCCUUGGAUGUCCAAUAAUCAAGUUGCUGGGUUUACACAAGGAUAUGACAAAAAUCUUACUUUUCUGACCAUAAAGGGAGCUGGGCAUACUGUUCCGGAAUAUAAACCAAGAGAGGCUUUGGAUUUUUAUAAACGCUUUCUUUCUGGAUUGCCAAUAUGAAAGAGACUGAGAAUGGAAUAAUGCUGCUUUUCGUUUUCUUUGUACUUUAUAAAUGAUUUAUAUGGGUGAAUGGAGACAUCAUAUUAUAUCAUAUAUGUCUAUUCUAUGUUUACCUCUCUGAUUUAUUACCAUGGUAAUAUUAAUUACCUUUUAUAUUUAAAAUGAGACUAAUAGCAUAUG